AUGAGUUCUCAUAUCAUCACCCCUGGUCCCUAUAGGGCCACUAAACUAUGGAAUGAAGUUACAAAACUUUUCCGAGCCGGAAUGCCUCUGCGAAAGCAUCGGCAACAUUUUAGAGUUUACAGCAAUUGUUUCACCGCCGUUGAAGCUGUGGACUGGUUACACGACCUUCUAAGACACAACAUCAAUUUCGGACCUGACGUUACCAGGCCACAAACAGUCCAGCUAUUGAAGAAGUUUCUGAAGAAUCACGUGAUUGAGGACGUGAAAGGAAGAUGGGGCUUGGAGGACCUGGACGACAACAAUCACCUGUAUAGGUUUCCAUCAACAUCCCCACUGAAGCCAAUUCCCGACGGCAAGCCAGUUCUGAGGAAGAGGAGCGGAUCCAUAAAGGAUAGAGAUAGCUUCUUCAAAUUUAGGAGCUCAAAGAUAUUUGACAAAGAAGUUCAAGAGAACGUGGAUCCAGAAAGCCAAGCUUCCCCCACUGAAGCUGAAUCAGCAGAGGUACCUCAGUGUAGAGAAAUCACUGAGGAAGAUGUGCAGAAUGUGUGGAGGAACGUCACAUUAACACAUUUACAGAAAAUAUUAGGAUUGACUUCCCUUGAUGAAGUUGUGGAUCUGUCUCAAGUCAGUGCUCGCUGCAUUGUGUAUAACGUGACCAAAGUCAACAAGCAUGGAGUUGUUGCUCUAGAAGAUAAAACUGAGGACUUCCCACAUUGGGUCUUAUCAGCAAUGAAAUGCCUUGCCAACUGGCCGAAGUAUGAUUCAAACCAGCCGUCCUACCCGGGCUUUGAGAGGGACGUGUUUAAAACGGUGUCUGACUACUUCUGUAGCCUCCCCCAACCUCUUCUCACAUUUCAGUACUAUGAGUUAUUUGUUAACAUUCUGGUCCUGUGUGGCUACGUCACAGCUCCUAAAACUCACAGAGGAAAACGUAAAAACCAAGAGGCUCCUCUGUGCCCACAGCCUGCUAAAGCCCCUCACCUGAACCCAGCAAUCUCAUUCAGAUCCACCGAAUGCCUUCUGUUAAGCUUGAUUCGGAAGGAGGCUUUUGAGGAGACGGAUUCACCCAUGAGAGAAGUGUUCGGCUCUAAGGCGGAGUCCAGGUUGACAGCCCUGAAGACUGGGCAAAAGUGUCUUACUGCAGGAGGCAGGACCAGUGCUGGGCACGCAUUGGGAGGCAGCUGUUUCGACCUGCCUCGGUCGAACAGCAUCGGCGAGUCGACGUCCGUCAGGCUUCGCCCUAGGAGCUGCUCUGUGGAGACGAUCCUGGAUGCCUCGGCAGACUCGUGCUCUCAGCGGCCGUUUUUCAAGUCCAUCGAAAACCUGCUUACCUGUAAGAGCACCAGUAGCAGCCAGUCCCCUCCUCAAAGCAUUGCGGACUCCUCCCUAGAGGUCAACCCUAAAAUGGCUAGUUUGUCCUGCAACUCCAGCCCUGACACAUCCGGUUCUGACGUCUACAGCGGUCACACGGCCAGUAGCAGCGGCAACAGCGUCCCUCCCACCAAUCGCUGCCCUGUGCAAAACCAACCGACCAAUCAGAGAGCGACCAGAGCCAGGCCCAGGAGCACGGGUAACUGCAUUGACGUCUUAAAGCACAGAGAUUUGUCUGCCAGCUGCUCCAGCAUCAACGCUCCUGUGGCUGAGAUAACCAUGAGGCCAGACUUUUCCUCCACCGUCGAUCUAAGGGGCCCCAACUUGCAUGGAAGCUGCAUGGAUGUCAGGGCGGGGCCAGGGGUCGGCAGACGCUGCCAGAGUUCCCUGGACCUGUACAAGCCUGCUCUCGCUCACCUGUCUGUGUCCACUGUUGCACGCUACCGCCAGCCGAGGCCUGAACAAAGUGUCAUUCAGCCUCCUCUGGAACGCGUUGCCAUAGAAGCACUGCAGCUCUGCACGCUGCUGCUCCCCCCCGCCAGCCGACGCAAACUGCAGCUGCUCCUGCGGAUGGUCUCUCGCAUGUGCCAGAACGUGGACAUGCCAAGGCUUCACGACGCCAUCGGAACGCGCACGCUGAUGGUCCAGGCGUUCUCGCGCUGCGUGCUGAGGUGCGAGGAGGAGAUGGACCUGGACGAGCUUUUGGCCACCAGGCUGUUGUCCUUCCUCAUCGAUCACCAUCAGGAAGUCCUGCAGGUGCCCGUGUACCUGCGUGCCGCCGUAGAAGACCACCUCUCCUACCUCAGAACGCAGACUACACGCCCCAUCCUAGGAGCUGGCGUUUCCAUGCCGACCUAUUCAUUCUGCAGACAGAUCAGCUCUCAGGAGUUUGAAGAGCAAAAAUAUUCCGUUUCGCAAGCCGCCAUCGCCGACCUCCUGGAGAGCCUUAUCAAGGACAAAACCAUGUCUGUGAAGGAGAAGAAAAAAAGACUCAAACUGUUUCAGAAGGAGUAUCCCGAUAUCUACUCGUGCCGAUUCCCCACCACGGAGAGCGAGGCCCAGCUUUUUGCAGAUAAACCAAAGAUUAAACCGCCAAUGUUAAUAAGCUUGAAGAAAACCAAAACGUUCGGCAUAAGAAACUGA
Chanos chanos (milkfish) is the source of this 2514-nucleotide messenger RNA. It is a transcript of the gene depdc1, whose product is annotated as DEP domain containing 1a. The record is from RefSeq and is a predicted model, not a curated record. The coding region runs from base 1 to 2514 and encodes 837 amino acids. The transcript has 12 exons. Gene Ontology annotation, biological process: intracellular signal transduction. NCBI's taxonomy places the organism in Eukaryota, Metazoa, Chordata, Actinopteri, Gonorynchiformes, Chanidae.